Staurois parvus is the source of this 573-nucleotide messenger RNA. NCBI's taxonomy places the organism in Eukaryota, Metazoa, Chordata, Amphibia, Anura, Ranidae. The record is from the annotation of a GenBank genome assembly.
CUGAAUCCAUAUUUACAAAAGAAAACGUUUACUAUAUCAGUGUUUCCCAGGACCCCGCAUUUGCUAUAUCCGCUCUCCCCGGACCCCGCAUUCGCUAUAUCCAGUCUCCCCGGACCCCGCAUUCGCUAUAUCCCGUCUCCCCGGACCCCGCAUUCGCUAUAUCCCGUCUCCCCGGACCCCGCAUUCGCUAUAUCCGGUCUCCCCGGACCCCGCAUUCGCUAUAUCCGGUCUCCCCGGACCCCGCAUUCACUAUAUCCGGUCUCCCCGGACCCCGCAUUCACUAUAUCCGGUCUCCCCGGACCCCGCAUUCACUAUAUCCGGUCUCCCCGGACCCCGCAUUCACUAUAUCCGGUCUCCCCGGACCCCGCAUUCACUAUAUCCGGUCUCCCCGGACCCCGCAUUCACUAUAUCCGGUCUCCCCGGACCCCGCAUUCACUAUAUCCGGUCUCCCCGGACCCCGCAUUCACUAUAUCCGGUCUCCCCGGACCCCGCAUUCACUAUAUCCGGUCUCCCCGGACCCUGCAUUCAAUAUAUCCGCACUCCCCAGACCCCGCAUUUACUAUAUCUGGUCUC